This is a messenger RNA of Blumeria graminis f. sp. triticale, 1776 nucleotides long. The record is from the annotation of a GenBank genome assembly. Lineage: Eukaryota; Fungi; Ascomycota; Leotiomycetes; Helotiales; Erysiphaceae.
AUGUCACUUUUACUACUGGUUUUGUUAUCCUCCAUCAUUUCCAUUCAAGCUGAGACGCAGGUUUAUAACUUCAACAUUACAUGGGUUAGAGCGAACCCAGAUGGAGCGUUUGAGAGACCGACCAUUGGAAUCAACAAUAAAUGGCCUCCGCCAAUUAUCCAGACCGUUAAAGGAGAUCAAGUAAUUGUUAAUGUAGAAAACCAACUAGGUAAUCAGACAACAACGCUUCAUUUUCACGGUCUACAUCACAAUGGAACUGCAAACAUGGAUGGUGCAGCCCAGGUUACGCAAUGUGGAAUUGCACCUGGCGCUCGUUUUACUUACAACUUUACUGCAAAUCAAGCAGGCACCUAUUGGUAUCAUUCUCAUGACAAAGGCCAGUACCCCGAUGGCCUUCGAGCGCCAUUUAUUAUCACAGAUCCUGAAUCACCGUACCAGGCUGAUGAAGAAGUAAUACUAUCGGUCUCGGAUUGGUAUCACGAAGAAAUGACGACAAUUAUCCCCAGAUUUUUAGAGAAGACCAAUCCUACUGGUGCCGAACCAGUUCCGCAGGCUGCACUCAUUAACGAUACUCAGAACCUAAUGAUAUCCAUUCAACCAGAAAAAACUUAUCUCUUCCAUUUGAUUAAUAUGGGCGCUUUUGCAGGACAAUAUAUCUGGUUUGAAGGCCACAAUAUGACCGUCGUAGAAGUAGAUGGGGUGGCCACUAUUCCGGUGGAAGUAAACAGGCUGUACAUCUCAGCAGGACAAAGAUACAGCUUUCUUCUUAGAACAAAAGCAGAAAGCUCGACAAACUAUGCAUUUGUUGCAAGCAUGGAUACUGACCUAUUUGAUAUCCUUCCAGAUAAUUUGAUCUGGAACUCAACUGGCUACCUUGUGUAUGAUAAAGAAAAGCCUAUUCCUCAGCCUGCCACGGUGCAAACACUCGAUUUUUUCGAUGAUUUAAAUCUUAUUCCACUAGAUAAAAUGCCGCUAUUACCUCCUCCCGAUAAAAGCAUAGUUUUAGAUGUAAUAAUGGGUAACCUUGAAAAUGGAAGGUCAUACUCCUUUUUCAAUAACAUCACGUAUACUCAUCCAAAAGUUCCAACGCUUUACACACUUAUGUCAAGCGGUAGUUUAGCUACAGACUCUCGUAUCUACGGCCAAUUUACUCACUCAUAUAUCAUUGACCGCAUGCAGACUAUCGAAAUUGUAAUCAAUAAUCUUGAUGAUGGAAAACAUCCUUUUCAUCUACAUGGCCAUAAUUUUCAGACUCUCGUUCGGUCCGGAGAUGGGUCAGGAAAAUUUGAUCCAACCAGUGUAACUCAAGCAGAGUACCCAACCAUUCCCAUGAGACGUGAUACUGUACUCCUCCAUCCCCAUGGACACAUGGUGAUUCGAUUCCGAGCAGAUAAUCCUGGAGUCUGGAUGUUUCACUGUCAUAUUGAGUGGCACAUGGCACAGGGUUUGAGUGCCACAUUAAUUGAAGCACCCCUGGAUGUCCAAAAGCAGCUUACUAUUUCAGAAAAUCAUUUUGAUAACUGCAGGCAUCGAGGUAUUCCUAUCGCGGGUAAUGCCGCGGCAAACACAGUUGACUUGUUAAAUUUGGAUGGAGCUAAUGUGGCACCGGGACCAUUACCAGCAGGAUUUACUGACCGUGGGAUUGUUGCUAUGUCUUUCAGCUGUCUUGCUGCGAUUCUUGGACUGAUAGUAAUUUCAUGGUAUGGAUUAGCAGAUAUGGGAGAGGUUAGCAUGCAUGAAGAUCAAUCGCCAUGCGUCGGUGAGGAAGGGACAUAA